Messenger RNA from Gavialis gangeticus (Gharial), 1858 nucleotides. RefSeq names its product opioid growth factor receptor like 1 (gene OGFRL1). NCBI's taxonomy places the organism in Eukaryota, Metazoa, Chordata, Crocodylia, Gavialidae. Gene Ontology annotation, molecular function: opioid growth factor receptor activity. The record is from RefSeq and is a predicted model, not a curated record. The transcript is spliced from 7 exons. The annotation marks the transcript as partial. Gene Ontology annotation, cellular component: membrane.
GUACGCUGGGCACGUUUCGGAGCAGUGGAGAAGUCCCAGGAGGCUGCAGAACACCCCUGCCUCCUAGCUUGGAAAGUGCAGAGUGAUGAUGCAACCGAACUGACAACUAAGCCAAAGAGAAGCUUCUAUGCAGCAAGAGAUUUGUACAAGUAUCGACACCAGUAUCCACAGAACUUUAAGGAUCUUCGAUAUCAAAAUGACUUGUGUAAUCUCCGCUUUUAUAAGAAUAAAAUUCCCUUUAAACCUGAUGGCGUCUAUAUUGAAGAAGUCCUAAAUAAAUGGAAAGGAGACUAUGAAAAACUGGAACAUAACCACACUUAUAUACAGUGGCUUUUCCCACUGAGAGAACAAGGUUUGAACUUCUAUGCUAAAGAAUUAACUACAUAUGAAAUUGAGGAAUUCAAGAAAACUAAAGAAGCAAUUAGAAGAUUCCUGUUAGCUUACAAAAUGAUGCUGGAGUUUUUUGGAAUAAAACUAAUUGAUAAAACUGGAAAUGUAGCACGAGCUGCUAAUUGGCAAGAAAGAUUUCAGCAUUUGAAUGAGUCCCAACACAACUACUUAAGAAUCACUCGCAUUCUGAAGAGCCUUGGGGAGCUUGGAUAUGAAAGUUUCAAAUCUCCUCUUGUGAAGUUUAUUCUCCAUGAAGCUCUCGUGGAAGACACCAUUCCUAAUAUUAAGCAAAGUGCUUUAGAAUAUUUUGUUUAUACUAUUAGAGACCGAAGAGAAAGGAGGAAGCUCUUGAGAUUUGCCCAGCAGCAUUAUGCCCCUUCAGAGCAUUUCAUCUGGGGACCACCAAAAAAACAGAAAUCAGAAGGAAACAAAACAAGUAAAAAGUCAGCAUCCCCAGUUUCUGUUCACAACAGUUACAUUUCUAAACAUAAGAAACAAAAAGAUCUGAAAAACACAUCUACAACUGGUAGCUCAAGUAGCAAAGCAGCUGAAGAAAAAAAGGUAGAACUUACAAAAAAUGGUGAAGUAAAUGACCAGAAUGGAUCAGAAAUCAAUUGUGAAGCUGCUAAGCAGAGUAAUGGUGAAAAGAGCAAUGAUGCUGAAAGUCAGAAUUCCAAAUUAGAAGAAGUUCAAGAUCCUUCAGACAAAAAGGAGAACAUUUCUCAUUCCAAAAAAGAAAGCGAAGAAGAUGAUGAAAAUCCAAACCAAGAUUGUGAAAAUCCAGGAGUUGCAAAGGGAGAUUUAUGUGACAAUGAGAAUUGUUCAAAUGAUGUGUCAACAGAUCUGCAAGACAUCUUAGGUAAGGAUAAACCUCCAGUGGAAACCACCAUGAAAAACAAAGAUGAAAUAAAAUCAUGAGUCUAAAAUUAAACAAAUUAUGUUUUGUACUGAAUGAAACAAAUUAUUCAUGGCUCUUUAAUUUUGGAUGAAGUUGCUGACUAAUGUAGCAUAAGGAAGUUUAUGACACCAAACUGGAUAUGAAUGCAUCAGAUUAGGCUUUUGGUGGGGUGAUUUUUUAAACUUGGUUUACAGUACACUACUCAAAAUGGAUUUAAAACAACUGUAUGAGUUCAGAACCUAGAAAUUCAUUCUCUUUUUCGCUAGAUUGCAGUCUACAGAGAAAAGAAGACCACUUUACAACUUCAGUCAUCCAUCAUUUUAAAAAUUAGAGCACUAAAAAUAUCUAGGAAUGCCUAAAUUUUUUGUUUUCUAGGAAAAGGAUACUGUGCUGAUUUUUCUUUCCCAGGAUGAUCCAGUCUUUUCUCUUCAGUUGCAUUUUAAAGUGUAAAAUUUGACGGAAAGUCUGUAAUCACAGUUGUGCACUCUUGGCAAAAGUGUUUCAGAACUGAAUAUCAAAGUGUUCCAUGUUAUUAAAUAUCAUUCUAAGAAGAUUGGAAGUCUUACUCAA